CAAAUCAAACCAGUUUCGCUCCGCUCACAGCCGCGGAGAGUACACAGCGAAUUACAGUGUAACUCAUUCAUUGUUGAAACUCAAUCGUGUACAAAUAUUUGUGAUUAAAAAUUUUAUUCAGAACAUAAAGUGCAUCGUAAAACACACAAACAUGGCGGCGGGAUUUAUUGUUUUUAUGUGCAUUGUUGUCGCGAGCAAAGGCAUUGAUAUAAACAGCCUGAAGCUAGAACAGGUUGUUAUGUUAGGCCGUCACAAUAUACGCACGCCUUUGACUGAAGGCUUGGAGUUGUACUCGUCGAAACCGUGGCCGAAAUGGAACGAUGCAGCUGGGAUAUUGACGCCAAAGGGACUAAGGUUUGAAGGAUAUAUCGCUGAAUAUAUUUCCCAGUGGCUAGAUACUGAAGAUUUUUUCGAAGGAUGCCCGCAAAAGGACGACGUGCUUAUCUAUGCGAAUACGAAAUCAAGGACUCUAGAAUCAGCAAAGGCGUUUGCUGAAACAGCGUUCAAUAAUUGUAAUAUUAGUGUGCAACAUUACGAAAAUUUAGGUGCUUUCGACCCACUCUUCUUGCCAAUAUUUCACAACAAAACUGAAGCGUUUAAAAAGCAGGUAGCUGAAGAGAUGAAGAAACGUCUAUCAGAAAUGAAUUUAACGCACGCAUACACUGAAUUGGGGAGGAUAUUGAACAUUAAGGAUGCAGAUAUAUGUAAGAAACUGUUUAUGUGUGAUUUGAAUACCCAACAGAGUGAAAUUGUCCUUGAAGACGGCGAAGAGCCCAAUGUGAAUGGACCUCUGUACAUAGCCAAUGCAGUGGUGGACGCGUUCAUCAUGAGCUAUUAUGAAGGGCGACCGAUGUCUGAUGUAGCAUGGGGCCAAAUCGAAACAGAUCAGCAAUGGGACUUACUAGCAAAAAUCAUCACUGAGAACCAGAAUAUAAGGUUUAAAUUACAAAGCGCUGCAAAAGACAUAGCAAGUCCACUCCUAAAGUAUAUGUUUAAUAUUUUCAACAGUGGGAAGCCGAAAUUCACCCUACUCGUAGGACACGAUUCCAAUUUGAAUUCCGUGUUAACCGCAUUAGAAUUUAAGCCGUUCGAAAGGAAACUUCAAUUUGAACCUUAUCCAAUAGGUGGGAAGAUUGUUUUUCAAAAGUUCAGUGAUAGGAAGGGUCAGUAUCUGAAGGUAGAGUACAUAUAUCCUACUACUAAACAGUUGAGGGAUGGUGAAAAACUCACGUCGAACAAUCCCCCCCAAAGAAUAACAUUGGAAUUAAACGGGUGUCCCAUAUCGCCUACUGGAUACUGCCAAUGGAGUGAGUUUAUGAAAUUAAAUGAAUUAUUUGACUAAC
This is a messenger RNA of Spodoptera frugiperda (fall armyworm), 1343 nucleotides long. RefSeq names its product glucose-1-phosphatase. The transcript has a single exon. Gene Ontology annotation, cellular component: outer membrane-bounded periplasmic space. Gene Ontology annotation, biological process: dephosphorylation. The record is from RefSeq and is a predicted model, not a curated record. Gene Ontology annotation, molecular function: sugar-phosphatase activity. Bases 152 to 1342 code for a protein of 396 amino acids. NCBI's taxonomy places the organism in Eukaryota, Metazoa, Arthropoda, Insecta, Lepidoptera, Noctuidae.